AUGAGCAAGACGGAACAUAGAUUCUUGGAAAUCCCAAAUAUAUUCUCGACAUCUCACCAGCCGUAUCGCGAGGACCUCGACCUAUUUGAGCCAGACCCGAGGCUCUCAUCGACGCAAUCUAUAGCACCCUCGUCCAUCUGCAGCAGUAAUGACUCCCGGCGUCGAUUGCUCAUAGUAUACAUCCACGGUUUCAUCGGAAACGACAGCUCUUUUCAGUCUUUUCCUGUCCACGUACACAGAUAUCUCAGGAUACACCUCGCCGCGACGCAUGUAGUACACUCCAAGAUAUAUCCAAGGUACAAGACAUACAAAGCUUUCCAUCUGGCCCGGGAUAAUUUCAGCCGAUGGCUCAGUGCUCACGAGUCUCCUGACACGGAUGUUGUCCUGGCUGGCCACUCAAUGGGGGGUUUAGUGGCCGCGGAUGUUGUUCUGAUGCGAGAGCGGAGAGCAGAUGGCAGCUGGGCCCCCAGGCACCGGAUACUCGGUACAGUCAACUUGGAUGUGCCGUUUGUGGGAGUAGAUAACGGUGUGAUCCUGACUGGCAUCCUCAGCCCCUUUCGGACCAAGACCCCAAGGCCAGAAAAUACUGGAGCCUCAGAUACUCUAACACUAACAUCGAGUUCCCAACCGUCAGGCACCAACACGCCAGCGAUCUCGAUCCGCCAGUCUGAGUCAUCGUGGUCCAUCUACCAAUCCUCGAGCAUCUCCUCUAGCGUACUCUCGCUCAAGUCCCGGGGCACCAUGGACCCCCAUUUCAACCCGCGCUUCCCCAACGACGUCCGCAUCCAAGACCGUGGCUGGUGGCAGAACCUCGUGCACUUCGCACAGAAGCACAGGCCGGAGGGCUUGAUGAAUGCGACCGUUCGGCACUUCCGGGACCAUUUCGAGUUCGGGAGCUGCCUGCUCGACUCGCGGCGGCUGAACCAGCGGUACCGGGACCUGCGAAAGCUCGAGGACAUCGGGUGCUUAGAGGACGGCGCGAGCGGCCAACCGAGGCCUGACCAGCGGACGCGGUUCGUUCAGUUCUACACGGUCUGUUAUAAGCGGAGGGACAGCAACGUUGACCUAGCCCAGCCAAGGCCAUCGGAGGAUAGGGAUACGGGACUUUUGGCACGCGACGAAGAAGAGGACAAAUAUACACGCACCGAGCCAAGAACGGAUGCAGUUAACAAUAUACGGGCAAGCCCGAAGAGCCACAGGUACAAGGAGCGAUUAUUCUGCAGACUGGCGCGCGCGGACAACGUCGGGCAGAUCGAUCCGCUGUGGAAGAAAGUGUCUAUGGGCAUCACCGACGAGAUCAGCGCGCACACGAGUCUGUUCUUGCCUGGGCCCCAUUACGAAGAACUCGUUUGUGAAGUAGGAGAAGCGGUCGUUGAGUGGGUUACAGCAAGCAGCAUUCGAUAA
Molecule: messenger RNA, 1404 nt
Organism: Truncatella angustata
Lineage: Eukaryota; Fungi; Ascomycota; Sordariomycetes; Amphisphaeriales; Sporocadaceae
Exons: 2
Coding region: 1-1404 (467 amino acids)
Source: RefSeq, a predicted model, not a curated record